AUGUGUAGACAAGGAAAACCACAGGCUGAUCUUACUGGAUUGUGUAGACAAGGAGAAACACAAAUGGAUCUUACCGGAAUGUGUAGACAAGGAGAACCACAGAUGGAUCUUACAGGAAUGUGUAGACAAGGAGAACCACAGAUGGAUCUUACUAGAAUGUGUAGACAAGGAGAACCACAGGCGGAUCUUACAGGAAUGUGUAGACAAGGAGAACCACAGAUGGAUCUUACUAGAAUGUGUAGACAAGGAGAACCACAUAUGGAUCUUACUAGAAUGUGUAGACAACGAGAACCACAGAUGGAUCUUACAGGAAUGUGUAGACAAGGAGAACCACAGAUGGAUCUUACUAGAAUGUGUAGACAAGGAGAACCACAGAUGGAUCUUACAGGAAUGUGUAGACAAGGAGAACCACAGAUGGAUCUUACUAGAAUGUGUAGACAAGGAGAAUCACAGGAUGAUCUUACUAGAAUGUGUAGACACGGAGAACCACAGGCUGAUCUUACUGGAAUGUGUAGACAAGGAGAACCACAGAUGAAUCUUACUAGAAUGUGUAGACAAGGAGAACCACAGGCUGAUCUUACUAGAAUGUGUAGACAAGGAAAACCACAGGCUGAUCUUACUAGAAUGUGUAGACAAGGAGAACCACAGGCUGAUCUUACUGGAAUGUGUAGACAUGGAAAACCACAGACGGAUCUUACUGGAAUGUUCAGAUUAGCAAUACCACAGACGGAUCUUACAGGAAAGUUCAGAUCAGCAAUACCACAGACGGAUCUUACUGGAAUGUUCAGAUCAACAAUACCACAGAUGGAUCUAACAGGAAUGUUCAGAUCAGCAAUACCAUAG
Messenger RNA from Mytilus trossulus (common blue mussel), 843 nucleotides. Its product is annotated as involucrin-like. Bases 1 to 843 code for a protein of 280 amino acids. The transcript has a single exon. NCBI's taxonomy places the organism in Eukaryota, Metazoa, Mollusca, Bivalvia, Mytilida, Mytilidae. The record is from RefSeq and is a predicted model, not a curated record.